Messenger RNA from Helianthus annuus (common sunflower), 2504 nucleotides. RefSeq lists its product as uncharacterized. The transcript has 8 exons. NCBI's taxonomy places the organism in Eukaryota, Viridiplantae, Streptophyta, Magnoliopsida, Asterales, Asteraceae. The coding region runs from base 176 to 1915 and encodes 579 amino acids. Gene Ontology annotation, biological process: heterochromatin formation. The record is from RefSeq and is a predicted model, not a curated record.
AGUGGACUUGUGGUUUUUACAUGUCACACUCUAAAGAAGUUUGAAAAUGAUUUAUCAGUUCUCUGCCCCAAUUCCACAACGGAAGAGACCGACGCAUGCAUGAAAACCUAACAAACAACUGCAGGUUUUGCACUGGAUUUUUCAUACUGAAAGUGUAGAGAGAGUUUCCUUACUGAUGGCAAAGAAGAAGAAAAUUGAGAAACAGAUGGGGUCCGGUCCUUUGAGGAGGUUCGAUAGACGUAAGUUUUUGGUUGAUAUUACCAAAUUAUCAAACAUCAAGUCAACAAAAGAGAAAACUGCAAACAGUUCAAAACAGAGUUCAGAAGAUGUUAAUGAAGAUAAGAAAAUCGAAAAGCCGGAUCCAGAUGUCGGUGCUAGGAAAAGGAAGAGAAUAAGAAUUGAAUCAGGUUUGCGAGCCGGUGAUGAAGAGGAUCUACAAGUGGAAGACAAGUCACCUCAAGCUAGUACUAGCAGGAACACGUUCCGCACAUCAUCAUACAGGAUUGAAAAUGAUUUACAGAAUCAGCAGGAACUUGACGCGUGUCACCAGGGCGAAGAAGCGUUUGAGAAGAUUAACACUGAAUGGGGUGAAAAGAGGGAGAGUUUAGAGAAUGAUUACAAAGUGGAUAAAUGUUUAAUCCAUGCACUUUACAUGAAUCCUUUGAUUAGAUCUGAAAAACUGAAAAUAUUAGAAAGAGAAUUUGCAAACAAAUUGGAAGAACAUGAAAAAUAUUGGGAGACUUGCUUUGACGAGUUAAAGACAACAAUGCUGGCAGCCCGACAGGUGGCAGCUGAGGUGGCCCCCACUUUACCUGAAACUCCAAUUGAAGCGCAAAGUCAGGAUGAAAAGGAGAUGGUUGAUGCAACAGUAUCAAGUGAGCAGAUUGGAGAACUUCCAGCUCAGCAGCUUGAUGAUGAUAUGGCGGUUGAUGUGGCGGAAAAAGUUGACUCUGGUGUGAAUGAUAUGGCGCCACAUGUCCACUCUGGUGACGUUGAAAUGCAAGCUGGAAAUUACAACACAGAGCAUGAUGAAGAUGGCAUUGUAGGCCUUGAUACAUCACAUGUUGCGGAAGACCGUCAUGAAACUGUUGAUAAUGUAGCACCCGAAGUUGAAUCUGAUGAGAGGGGGACGCCAGCUGGCACCGUUGGUGAUCUGCAACCGUCAGGUGCCAGUCAACUUGAUAGGAUCAUUCCAGAUGAUGAACCAGAUUUGCCGUCAUCUACCGACCCAACGGUUGCCGAAAAUCCAACCGUUACUGUCUCCGAAUCUGGAAAAGUUUUGGAAGAAAAUCUUGCAUCUGCUACUGAGACACCUCAUGAGGCACAACCGCCUCGUUUGGCUACCCCGGUUUCACCCGCACCACUGGUUAAUGCACUAUACAUGUUUGAUAACCUUACCAACGAAGUGCGCCAUCAAAUGCCCAAUCAAACUCAUCCACUUCAAGCUGAAGUAGAGCGGUUAUACACUGUGAAAGAGAAUGUAACCAUGCUCCAUCGAGAAAUGAAACAAAGGCUGAAUACCGAAUGUGAAAAGGAAAUAGCGGAAAUUGUUGCUGAAAUAAGGCUCAAGUAUGAAGCUAAACAUGUUGAAGCUGAUGCAGCUUAUAACUCAAAAAAGAUUGAACUUGAGACCAAUAUCAAUAGAUUAAUCUUGAACAGACUAUUGGCCGAAGCUUUCAGAUGCAUGGGCCAAGACUCUCGGGCUGGAAUAAUGCAGCAACUGCUUAGGUUAUCGGUUUCACCUUCUAUAAGGAUUUUCCAUGGUCAAUCUUCAGGAAACCAGCAGCCACUACAACCACCAUUGUCACUGCCACAAGCACAGCCACAACGGCCUCUUCAGAUAGUUCACCAACCAGCAGAUCUGUUCUCAACCACACCAAGCAGGCUACAACCACCACCUGCUCUCUUGCAUUAGCUACUCUACUGAUGUCGCUCUAUUGAUCAACUUAUCGUGGCCCUGCUCCUCUCUAUUUUCCGCCACACGCAACUCACCAGGCACCACUACUGUUCUACACCACCAACAAAGGUAAUCCUCUAUACCUUUUGUAAAAAUAUUGACAACUGAAACUUGAAACUUGUUUUUGGGGGUUGGGGCAAACUCAAACACCUAGGAAUACAGUUGGGGAAGAUGAGUUCGCAAACAAUAUGUUAAAAAGUGUUAAUUGAUUGGCUUCGUCCACCAUUGAGGUUUGGUCUGAUGCUCUAGCCCUACAAUUGUUCAUUAUUCAGUUUGAAACAUUCCAAACCUAUCAUUGCUUUGGGUUCACGGUUGGUUUUUCAAAAAAAAAAAAAAAACGGUCAGUUGGGUUAGGAGCUUUCUAACCGUAUCAAACGGUUUGGUUUGUGGUUUAUACUUGAGUUGAAACCGGUCGAGAAAUAACCGAACGAGAGCGUAGAAUUUUGGGCCAGGUGGAUUAUACACACGAUUGAAUUUUGCUUAAAAAUACAAUAUGAGGAGCCGGACUUUUAAGUUCACUCUUGAAUGUUAUUGCUUCAUUUAGUUU